Molecule: messenger RNA, 666 nt
Organism: Chlorella variabilis
Lineage: Eukaryota; Viridiplantae; Chlorophyta; Trebouxiophyceae; Chlorellales; Chlorellaceae
Exons: 7
Coding region: 1-666 (221 amino acids)
Biological process (GO): transcription initiation at RNA polymerase III promoter; DNA-templated transcription
Cellular component (GO): RNA polymerase III complex
Source: RefSeq, a predicted model, not a curated record
AUGUUCAUUCUCAGCACCCUCGAGGACAAUGUGAGGAUUGCACCGCAGGACCUGGGCAAGCCGCCGGCGGUGGCCAUCACGACGGCGCUUGAGAAGAGCUUCCUGGACAAGGCAGUGGCCGGCCUGGGGCUGGUCGUCACGCUGUACGACAUCCUUUCUAUCGGCGACGGUUACGUUUACCCUAGCGACGGCGGCGCACACUACAAGGUGUGCUUCCGUGUGGUGGUCUUCCGUCCUUUCCGUGACGAGCUGCUGGUGGGCAAAGUGCACAAGAUGACAAAGGAAGGCAUGUACGUGGACCUGGGGUUCUUCAAAGAUGUCAUCAUCCCGCCACACGGCAUGCCAGAGCCAUCAUUCUGGAAGGGAGACGACGAGGCAAGCAACGCAGCGGCGACAAACUCAAGGGGCAAAGCGUGGCUGUGGAAAGUGGAGGGACAAGACCUGUUCUUCGAGCGGGGGCUACCACUGCGGUUCAAGGUGCAGAUUGUGCGAUUUAACCCGGUACCCACGUUGGCAAGCCAACAGAAGCAGCAGCAGGAGGGGGAGCCAGUGGUGGGAACCAGCGACCGCCCUUUUGUGCCGAUGGAGGUGGUGGGCCGGGCAGAUGGCGAUGGGCUCGGCAUGGUGCACUGGUAUGCUGCUGCUGAUGAUGACAUGGCAGAAUAA